GGGCCAUGUCGACGUCGGCGGCGGCGCAGCAGAAGAUGGCGGCGGCGGAGCAGCAGCAGGAGGAGGGGGAGCACGGGCCGUUCCCCAUCGAGCAGCUGCAGGCAUCUGGAAUAGCUGCCCUGGAUGUGAAGAAGCUCAAAGAUGCUGGUCUGCACACAGUGGAGUCUGUAUCUUAUACUCCAAGGAAAGAUCUUUUGCAAAUCAAAGGAAUUAGUGAAGCCAAAGUUGACAAGAUAAUUGAAGCGGCAUCAAAGCUAGUCCCGUUGGGAUUUACAAGUGCCAGCCAACUUCAUGCACAAAGGCUGGAGAUUAUCCAAGUGACAACUGGAUCUAGAGAGCUUGAUAAGAUUUUGGAGGGUGGAAUAGAAACCGGGUCUAUCACAGAGAUUUAUGGUGAAUUCCGCUCAGGGAAGACUCAGCUGUGCCACACGCUAUGUGUCACAUGUCAGCUUCCAUUGGAUCAAGGUGGUGGUGAAGGGAAGGCUCUGUACAUUGAUGCAGAGGGAACAUUCAGACCACAAAGGCUCCUCCAGAUAGCUGACAGGUUUGGAUUGAACGGUGCUGAUGUAUUAGAGAAUGUGGCUUAUGCUAGAGCUUAUAACACUGAUCAUCAAUCCAGACUCUUGCUGGAGGCAGCUUCCAUGAUGAUAGAGACUAGGUUUGCUCUCAUGAUUGUAGACAGUGCCACAGCUUUAUACAGAACUGAUUUCUCAGGUCGAGGGGAGCUAUCAGCGAGGCAAAUGCAUAUGGCUAAGUUUCUGAGGAGCCUCCAGAAGUUAGCAGAUGAGUUUGGAGUGGCUGUGGUUAUCACCAAUCAAGUUGUGGCACAAGUGGAUGGUUCUGCAAUGUUUGCUGGGCCACAGAUCAAACCCAUCGGUGGAAACAUCAUGGCUCAUGCUUCCACAACAAGGCUUGCUCUUCGCAAGGGAAGAGGGGAGGAGCGAAUCUGUAAAGUAGUAAGCUCUCCAUGCUUGGCUGAAGCCGAAGCAAGGUUUCAGGUAGCUUCUGAAGGUGUUGCAGAUGUCAAGGAUUGAGACAAUGUCUGCUCGUUGCUAACUGGCAACAGCUUCUCACAUGGGCUUCUGUCCCGCGGCUUGCCAUAUCACCCCCAAAAGGGUUCAGCUGAUAUGUUGCUCCUUUUCCGACAACCACUUAUUGUCAUAUAGAUAGGAGCAUAGGGAGUGCACAUUUGUGUGACUGUUGUAGUGUUGUACAAAACGAUGUCUGACUUGCAAUGCAUGUAAUGUGACUUUGGCUAUUGAUUGAAUCAAUUCAAGUUAUUUUCUCUGAG
Messenger RNA from Oryza brachyantha (malo sina), 1291 nucleotides. RefSeq names its product DNA repair protein RAD51 homolog A. The record is from RefSeq and is a predicted model, not a curated record. Gene Ontology annotation, biological process: chromosome organization involved in meiotic cell cycle; mitotic recombination; mitotic recombination-dependent replication fork processing. The transcript has 9 exons. Gene Ontology annotation, molecular function: ATP-dependent DNA damage sensor activity; DNA strand exchange activity; ATP hydrolysis activity. Gene Ontology annotation, cellular component: condensed nuclear chromosome. The coding region runs from base 6 to 1034 and encodes 342 amino acids. Lineage: Eukaryota; Viridiplantae; Streptophyta; Magnoliopsida; Poales; Poaceae.